UUGAAAAACAAGUACCAACUCAAAAUGAAAACGAUAUUCUGCCUGCUUGCUCUGAUUGUGAUCAGCACCGCAAGUACGAUUCAGAUGCCACCGAGCGACCCGCAGCGAGUAGGAGUUCCACAACCACAUCGGGUGCUGUUCCGAGCAGCACGUGCUGUCGAAAUGCCUGAAUCUGCGAAGGAAUCAUUCACGGAGCGAAAGGUUGCCGAGAGCGAUACCGAUGAUAUGGAGAAUGCGGAAACCGUUGGAUUCGGAUUCCAUAAACACAUUCAUGUCAGUCCAUCAUACGGUGGCUACUACGGAGGAUACGGCGGAGGAUAUGGCGGCUACUAUGGUGGAUACCAGCCUUACGGGUAUAAUUACGGAUAUAACUAUCCGUAUUAUUACUGAAGCAUGUUUUUGUAUUGCACAAAAAUUUUACUGUCGAACGUGUAAAUAUACCUAAU
Molecule: messenger RNA, 446 nt
Organism: Malaya genurostris
Lineage: Eukaryota; Metazoa; Arthropoda; Insecta; Diptera; Culicidae
Exons: 2
Coding region: 25-390 (121 amino acids)
Source: RefSeq, a predicted model, not a curated record